Bacidia gigantensis is the source of this 1257-nucleotide messenger RNA. RefSeq lists its product as uncharacterized. NCBI's taxonomy places the organism in Eukaryota, Fungi, Ascomycota, Lecanoromycetes, Lecanorales, Ramalinaceae. The coding region runs from base 1 to 1257 and encodes 418 amino acids. Gene Ontology annotation, cellular component: endoplasmic reticulum; endoplasmic reticulum membrane. The transcript is spliced from 4 exons. The record is from RefSeq and is a predicted model, not a curated record.
AUGUCAGGUCCUUCGUAUACGAUUCAACUGAGGGUGCCUUUAACACCCGAUCCUUUACCAGCCCCAAACCCCGACGAUACAUAUGAUUGGGCGAAGGUACAAACCCUACGCAAAGGGGUCAAACUCUUGACCGUGACUGCUGGGCAACCACUCCCGCCAAUCACUCAAGACAUCACAACCGGUGACGAUCCCACUAACACUGGACUGGCCAAUUUCAAACUGGACGCUUCACCAAAAUGGUUCACGGCUGUGGGCACCGAAGUCAACGCAGCGGGCCAAUUGAUUGUUAAAUAUGGGACAGCCGUAGGCAAGGCAACACCUACUGGUCGCGUCGCUAGAUUGGGCAGUAGUCUCAACGGAAACAUGCCAGGAGGGACCAAGUGGACAGAGUACUACUAUCAGAUCUCCGCUCCGACAGCUCUCAAAGUCAUGACCAUGGGCCUCUCAUCCUUCGCCACCCUCUUGCUCCUUUCCCUACGUGCCUUCUCCACCUUGGCGCAAGAUGCGGACGAAGAGCCAGAGAUCCCUACUACCUCGCCCUCCUUAAACGUCAAAGUCUCAACCUCCUUCCCUCAAUCCGAGAUCUUCGGCAUAAAGCUGGUCAACGGCCAGUCCACCCAAGCGCUCCUCUCCAUCACCAACGAAGAGCCCACCCCCAUCUCCGUAGUUUUUAUUGGAGGCGCUCUCUGGACAGAAGCCUUCAGCGCAUAUGGCUCGCAGAAUCUCCGCAACUUGACAACGACACGAUAUAACGUGGAAAUCCCAGCGGGUCAGAGUGGGAAUGUGGCGUAUAGCUUCACGACUGAGCUGCACCCCCAGAAUUUGCAGCUGCAUUUGGCGGCUGUGGUGACGGAUGUGAAGGGCACGACUUACACGUUGCAAGCCUUCAACGAGACCGUGGGCGUUGUGGAGCCGGAUACGAGUAUUUUUGAUCCGCAGAUAAUAUUCCUCUAUCUCUUCCUCGGGACCCUGUUUGGCGGGACUUGCUAUUUCAUCUACAGCACCUGGAUCACGACCCUUUUCCCACAAAAACGUGGGGGCGGGAAAGGUGGCGAGCGCGCUAGAAGGUCGACUCAAGGCAAGAAAGCCGUGGAUCCUGCGGAUCAGAUUGGUGUUGUGGGCGCAGAUGGACCGGCUGUCACGAGCGGUGCGAAGGCCUGGGAUGAGAGUUGGAUUCCGGCUGGGCAUAUCAAUGCUGGGAGUCAGAGGAAAGGAAAGGGAACGCCGAGGGGAAAGGGGAAGAGGAGAGAUGAAUGA